CGAAUGCAACGCGAAGCCUGAAGUGUCUAGUUGGCCGAUGACUGCCGACAAUAGUCUGUGCUGUACAACACGCGGUCUUUGUUCGAAUUAAAGGUGCUUCCCCAGAAUCUGGGUUAUAGGUAGCACAUAACUGUGUGUCGCAUGCUUCGAGGGCCCUUAUCCCAUUGCAGAACAUAACUUAGAAGAACCUCAAGAAUUAAUAGGGAGCUCUAUAAUGUCAAUAGCAGCCACCUUCUCUCUACUUAAAGCAAUGUCAACCUAUAUCGUUUUGUACAAAACCUUCACCUCCCCUCUCAAGAUGCAAGUUCGAUAUCGAUUAGUCUACGUCGUUCAUGUGAUAACCUCCAUGUUUAUGGUCUCUGCUCUCGACGCAUUCAAGCUUCUUUACGCGGAGCAACGGGUUACGAUCGGCAUUGAUGUCGUUAUUCUUGCCUGGAUUCCCUUGUCAACGUUCGUAACAGUCAGGGUGUUGCGUCGAUGCAUUGAGGACAUCCAAGCUCCUGUACUUCCGUUCUGGAGGACUGGUCAUGACAGCUGUCGAGCCUCUGAGGGAUUGAAUGAUUUAAUCACCACCUUCGGCUUUGGUCAUACUUUCGCAAUCGAUCCAAUUGCACCGAUACUCUUCAUAUUAUGCCGUAGUUCCAUGACCACGAUACUCACCUUAUCACUAUUUGCCGUCCUCAUCUUCGGAUUAUGUCUCGAGUUAUCAGGCAUCAGGCAAAAUCGUUGGGGGUACUUCCUGUACUUCUACCUGCUGGUCACAAUUCCUUUGCAAAGGGUUGUCACUAUAUCCCGAUGGGUUGUUGCGCUAUUAGAAGGUCGGAUAAGGAUUUUGGAGAGAGAUGAGGAGGAGUUAAUACCGUUUCCUGGAUUGGUGAAAGGAGAUGCUUGUGCUUCUGCUAAUGAACAAGUGUUAAGCCAGGGAAGGGUUCUUUCUCCAUGUAGGAUGAUUUUCUCGGAAACAUGUGUUCUGUACUGAUGGCGCUGAGUAGACCGGUUGGAAUGACUUACUGAUAGGAUAAACCCGGGGUCUUUUGUAUAUCUACUGCUACUCAACACCUCCUGGGCUUGAUGGGCCGAGCUAUUAAAUUGUGCUAUGAAUCAUACUAGGCUUACAUUUUCAGUGUAAAGUGUUUGCUACUUGAAUCAAUAUUGUCAGAACACGACGAGCUCCCGUACAAACAGUCUUACAUUAUCUUUGCUUACCGCUAACGACAAUCCUCAUACCUCGAGGGCUCAUACGCUUCUUCAUCCACCGUCCCGAUGCUUGAAACGUAACACUACUGGACGCAGACGCGUCGUUCCGAACUUUAUAUUGAAUUCAUGAGCCAGUUGCUCUGAGAUACUCUAAUGCAGAU
Lentinula edodes (shiitake mushroom) is the source of this 1358-nucleotide messenger RNA. RefSeq lists its product as uncharacterized. NCBI's taxonomy places the organism in Eukaryota, Fungi, Basidiomycota, Agaricomycetes, Agaricales, Omphalotaceae. Bases 215 to 979 code for a protein of 254 amino acids. The transcript is spliced from 4 exons. The record is from RefSeq and is a predicted model, not a curated record.